UUUGAUUCAUCGUAUGUGUGUCGCUCUCUGUUUUUGGUGGUUUCGACUAAUUUCAAUUCCCGAGUGGGACAAUUCGACUUGUCCAUAGAUGCUUGCGGAAAUUAUUUAAAAAGUUCGAUCAUUUCAGCCUGAAAAUGUUGGUUCAGUGAGGACUGACGUGAGAGGCCGGCGAGAAUGACGAGUUAUCUAUGGAGGAAGUACGCCGAUUACUUGUACACCAAGUGGGAAAAGAACAUCCUGUGGACCAUGGUCGAUCCGUAUCGAAGGCCUAAAUCUUUCAAGCCCCUGGUCACCAUCUAUAUCGCUGCUUUUUAUACUGGCGUCAUUGGGGCGGCAGUCACCGAGCAACUGUACAAGGAGAAGUACUGGGAAGAUCAUCCUGGGCAGGAGGUUCCUCUCAUGAUGCCAAAGUUCUAUAAGGGACCCUGGAGGGUGUACAGAGGCGAGGCCAUUCGGUCGGAGAAGUGAGAGUAGUUGGCGAAUGCCUGGGUUCUAUGCUUACAUCUUCUAUACCACACUCCUGUUCUCCCUCAAGCCCAGUGAUUCUACAGACAUGGAUUCUCUAAAUGGAGAUAUUACUUUGGUUUGAAGCUUUGAGGAAGUAACACCUGCUGCUGCUAUGUUGGAACUGAUUGAAGAUGCUUUAGUAGGAAUGAGUUUGUGUAUCAAUAAACAAACUAGCUCACCACAGGUAAUGUAACUUGUAUGUACACAUGUUCCUGCGUUUAUGAUUAUGAUAUCGAUUAGGUUU
This is a messenger RNA of Rhodamnia argentea, 751 nucleotides long. RefSeq lists its product as uncharacterized. The transcript has 3 exons. Bases 175 to 468 code for a protein of 97 amino acids. The record is from RefSeq and is a predicted model, not a curated record. Lineage: Eukaryota; Viridiplantae; Streptophyta; Magnoliopsida; Myrtales; Myrtaceae.